GCCGCCGCUCGCAGCCUCGUUGUCUGCCUGUGAACUCUCACCCCAGCUGCUUGGGAAAUGUCACCGAGGCAGAGGCCCGUGUUGCAGUCACAGGGGGCGUAAUAGGAGGUGGGAGAUAAAAAACAAACAACCAAAACAACAACCUUCCUUUUUUCCCCACUGCUCUCUCUGCAUCCCUCUACUCGCUGUCUGUCGUGCAAAUGCCACAUCCUGGUACAGCACCAGCACCAGACCCUCCUCCUCCUCCUCCUCCUCCUCCUCCAGCAGCAUCAUCAUCACCAGCAGCAGCAGCAGCAGCAGCCGCAACUAAUCGCAGUCUCAAUGCUCAUCUCGCAUUAGGGCUAAUCUAUAUUUAAAAAGAGAGAAGAAGCGAGUCCGUGCCAGACAUGGAGAAGAACGUCAUGCUUCUCUUGAAGAUGUCAGUCCAUCAAACCAAGUGGCUUGUGACGCCGAUGCCCAGUAGAAGAUCCUGGGAUUGAGACGUGAAUCCCUUUACACUGAUGGCCUGGACUGAGUUUCAGCUGGCCUGCUGAAGCUAUGGGGAGCUGUUGGAGCUGUCUGUACAGAGACCCCAUCCGAGACAACCAUCUCACCAAGUUUAAGGUCACCAAUGUGGACGAUGAGGGCAACGAGCUGGGCUCUGGCAUCAUGGAGCUCACACAGACCGAGCUCAUUCUUCACACGCGCAAGAGAGACGCCAUCCGGUGGCCGUAUCUCUGCCUGCGACGCUACGGCUACGACUCCAACCUGUUCUCGUUUGAGAGUGGUCGCCGCUGUCAGACUGGGCAGGGAAUCUUUGCAUUCAAGUGCUCCCGGGCAGAGGAGAUCUUCAACUUGCUCCAGGAGCUGAUGCAAUGUAACAGCAUCAACGUGGUGGAAGAGUCUAUGAUGAUGAGUCGCAGUGGUCACACGCCAGAGAUGGACAUGUCUCGCACGCCACAGACUCCCAACACUCCAGCAUUCCCUGUUCAGGCUUUUCCCAAUGGAUACCCUGGUUAUCCCAUCAGAGGCGAUCCCUCCCAGCCCUCUCUUGCUGACGAUCAUGGCCUCAUGGGUUUGGACGACCAGACCCACACCUAUGUAAAUACUGUGAGCAUGGAAGGGGAUCUGUCUAUGCGUCACUGUGUGCACUCCCUACCUGAGGUGAGGCCCAGCACUUUCACUGAAACAACACGGGGAGCCAUGCCCGUCGGGGGCCAAGGAAUCCCGCAGUCCAACAUGCGCUGCUGUCCCAUCGAGGAGCAUAAAGAUCCCCAGGUGUUCCUACAGCCGUCCUCACAGGAGGUCAAAUUCAUGUUGGGCCCCACUCCAGCACAACGCCACCUGCUGGAGAGAGAGAGAGAGAGGGAGAGAGAGAGGGAGAGGCAUGGGCACAAUCCCCACAGCCUUCAGCCAGUAGAGGGCGCCACAGGCUCAGAGACGGAAGGAGACGAGCCCUCGAUGCACCUGUGCAACUCUCACUCUUUUCACCAUUUCCAUCACCAUGCGCACCGACACCCAGGUCACAAGCACCCGGACAGCUGCCAGAGCGGCGAGCUCACCUACGAGAACAUCAACGGCCUGAGGAGCGGCCGCAAGCAGCGGCUGAGUCCAAGCAGCGUGUCGCAGUCUGUGGGUUCAAGCAGCAGCAGCAGCACUGGGGACAGUCACUCCCACUCCCUCCUGCACCCACACGCUCACGGCCCGGCAUCUCUGCCCCCGCAGGGCUACGCCUGUGAGCGGGGCAUGGGUGUAGGACACCGUCGGACAGCCCUGCUGAACUACGAAAACCUGCCGUCUCUGCCCCCGGUGUGGGAGUACAGCGCUCUGCAGCGUGACGACGAGCAGGAAGAGGAUGACGAUGAGCAGGAUGAGGAUGAAUAUGAAGAGGAGGAGGAAGACUUUGAUGAGUAUGAGUUCUCAGAAGGCCCUGGGACGCCCAACGGGUACCACCAGGACGGCCGGGGCAUCCACAGAGAUGCCCUGCAGAACUAUGUCAACACAGAGCAGGUCCAGCCGCCCCGGCUCCCACAUGCUUGCCCCCCGCAUCCGCGGCCAUGUCAGCCAGACCGAGGGGGAGGUAUAUUUAGCUUUGAUUUCGGCAGACGAUCGAGGUCAGGGGUUGGAGGCUGUGAGCACGGUCACAUGCCUCCAUCGCGGCAGUUGAAUUACAUCCAGGUGGACUUAGAGGGAGAACCCCCCUGCCAAGCGCUCAGCGGCGGGGGUGCCCAGACCCAGACCCAGCCACAGCACCAGCGCCUGCCACCCAAAAAAUGUGGCGCACAGGCACCCCGGCGCAGCGAAUGCUACGCAGUCAUUGACCUAAAGAAGACCGCUGCCAUGUCCAACCUGCAGAAAGCUCUGCCCAGGGAUGAUGGGACUUCCAGAAAGACUCGACACAACAGCACAGACCUGCCUCUGUAACCGGUGUUCAAACUGUGGAGGAGUGAUGAAGACAGAUGAAGGCUUAUCCUCAUCUUAGCACACUGGACCCUUCACUGUCAUCCAUCCAUUCAACUGUCUGGCUGACUAAUACAAUACAGGUACCUAAUUAGAAAAACUACUGAAACCUAUCUGUGCAUAUAAAAGGAAACAAGAAAUCUCUGAGGAGAAUUUGCCAUUUUAUUCUCUUAUUUAUUAUAAGACAUGUGGUGUGAAGCUCUCGAGUGAUCUGCAGUUUUUACUGCACAUACCGCUUGCCGGAUACAUGGACGUGUAUACAAAAGCAUAAAAUCAUAUAUAUAUAUAAAAAUCAUACAUAUAUGAUUCUAUCCUUAGCUACGACCUGGGGCAGUGACCUCUGUUUUCAGUUGAAGUAUUCAUCGCCAUACUGUAUUAGCAAAUUGUAAUUCUCAAAUCCAUUUUCACUGUUAUCAUGAAGUUACACUACAUCCAAGUAUUUUUUAUUUUUCUUAAUUUUUUUACUUCAACACCAUGACAGUCGGAAAUGUGACUCUCAUCACAGGAGGCGUAGAUUAGUUGGCACUUUGGAAGAUUUAACUGUUCUGCCAAGAUACUGGCCAAUAUUCAUACCUCAUCACAAGCACCUAGGUCUAAUGUUGUGGCUGGUAGAAGAGGCCGUUCUUUGUUACUAUAUGCCUAUAGAGCAUUUUGCACACAAUCCUAUGGAAUUGUAUUUUUAUCAUAUUGUAGGAAUAGUUUUGUCCAAAUCAAGUUGAAAAGUGGAAAUGAACUGAGCAGAACAGAAGGUCAUAUUUGGAGAAUUAGACUUAAACUGAGUGAUGGUGAAAGUAGCACACAUGGAUUAAACUAGUUUCGGCUCCCUCCUAUCCACAUGCAGCAAAAGGAAAAACAAGUAGCAUAUCAUCUCCGAUCACACCUCCUGCAUAUCAUCCCAGACCUGCGGAAGGUCCAUAGCGAGUUUACGCUCGUCACGUUGCACUUUUGACUCUGGGCCAUUGAAACGCGCUCCGUCGCCGCGGGCCACGGGCCACGGGCCACGGGCCACGGGCCACGGGCCACAGGCCCGACCAUGUCCUUUCGCCAAAAGCAGGAGGCCAAAUACUUCAUUGACAUUCUUAGUCAGCGUCGUAGUAGAGGUUUGUUUUCAUGUUUUAAUGGCGACAUCGAUAACCUCAGAUAGUGGCAUAAAGCUAUAACCUCACAUGAAAUGUGCUCAAUCUGUAAUUUUGUCCGUUAUCAGGUGUGAGUGUCUAUUUAAAAAGGUUAAUCAAGUAUGUCGCAGAGUCAUGCAGUGAACAUUUUUGUGAGGCGAUUUAUCGAGCUUCUUCGUCAGAUAUUUAUUUAUUUAUUUCAUUAUUUAUUUAUUCUUUUUUUUUAUUGUUUGAACUUCGUUUUACAUGUGAUGACCAGCGUUUUGUAAUCCAGUUGGUGAUAUGGAGACCAAAGUUUCACCUCGAAUUAUCACUUGAAAAACUGGUGUAUUACUGUUAUAACUGUGCAGAAUUAUAUUUUAAGAGAGAGAGAGAGAGAGUGUAUUUAUAUUUUAAGUGCCAAAACUUUCAUUGCAAACUGUUUGAUGAGUAAAAUCAAACGUGCCAUUUGGAUUCGUAGGACAGAAAGGCAUGAGGCGAUGGCAGUCGGCAUACAUACUUUGAAAUAAAUAAUAAAUACCAGAAUCCAACUUUUUUAGCUUGAUAGAAAUUAUAAUAAGAAAACUGCACAUUCCACCUCAUCCACAUUGACAGUCAUUCAGAGCGAGAGAUCUUGUAGUCUGAUAAUCACAGGGUGGUUUUAUGCUGCUACGUGUAAAUACAAACAGUAGCUCGUGUAGGUACUUGUACAGGUACUUGUCAAAGUGACGCGAUGUCAGAUCUUUUACCAUAUUGUUAAUAGAAGUAGCAUUGUUGUGUUCUAAUGAGAUUUUUUUUCUGAGCAGUAGAAAUGUAAUGUUGUUUUAUUUCACUCAGAUUGUUUUCCUGACAAACUGGCUCUCUGAUAAGAGAGGGGACAGAAGCACUUGGCCCGCUGACGCUGUCAUCGCUUCGUUGAGCGCUCAUAUCAAGAUGAUAUUUUCAUUCGACAGACGAAGGCCAAAAUGUUCUAGAUUUAUACUCAUGUAUAGGCCUUCAAAUGCAGAGCAAAUUGUGGCAUUUAGCUGAAGUUGAUCUUGUUUUUUGUUUAUUCAACAGUGCGUUCAAGAGAUGAAUAUGGGACAUGAAUACAAAGUCUUGACUUCUGAUAUAGAGGUUAUUUUCGGCUUCUGUGUUGUGCAGAUUAACUGAAAUACAAGUUUGAUCGGUGGCCACUUCCCACCAUUUCCCACCUGAGCCCUGCUCAUUAAACAAGAGAGACGGAAAUCUCUCAUGUGAAAUAUGUUUCUAUUUUAGUGUGCACUCAAUUUUUCUGUUAAUCAUUUAGCCCAUCACUGUCUGCAAGUAAUAAAAUAAUAAAUACAAAGUCCAAUAUAACUUCCUAUAAGCCAAGGUGGCUUUGUAACAUUGAUUUUUUUUGUCAGGAACAGCACAAAAGUUACAAUAUAGCCUCACAUCUGAGAGGUGAAAGAGAGUGAAUAUGGAGCAUUUAUAAAAGAAUUUGAUUGAUUAUUCAAUCACUACCAAGAUUAAUCAUCUGUUGUAACCUUUUCAGAAUUAGAUGAAAAAUAAUUAUCUUUUAUCCAUUUGCAAGUCAGAAAAUGUUUAUUAUUGCUAAUUCUUUUUUACUAUGGUACAAUCUGUCAGCUAUAUAUUUUCAAUGUUUUUCUAAUGAUGGUACCUGGCAGCCAAAGAUAUAGCUUUUUUUGUUUGACAAAUAAUAACGAUAAUAAUACAAAGGUAUUUGAUUUACAAUUUUGUAAAACACCAAAACCCUCACUUUCAAGAAACUGGAAUUGACCAAAAAAUUGCCAUUUUUCUUGAUUUGAUAAAUAAUGAUUAGUUAUUAAAAUAAUAAGGUUACGUCUUCAAAAUGCUUGUUUUUGUCCAUUUGAAAAUUACAAAACCCCAAAAUAUUACAUUUACAAUUAUGUAAAUACCGAGAAAAGGCAAGAAAUCAAACACAAAUCAAUACGUGUUUGGCAACUUUACUUUAUAAUUGACUAAUCAAUGAAUCAGCUUGUAAUUUCAGUGCUACUGAUAUGAUAGUAUAAGCAGUUUGAAAAAGCGAUAAACCGCUUUAGUCAUAUCUUUUGGUACGUUCCCCAACACAGAAGCCUCAAAUAACCUCAAAUCUAAAGUUGAUGAUUUUUUAUUUUUGUUUCAGUCUCCUCUAUUACAAAAAGGCCAAAGCUUUGCGUGCCCCAAUACUGACAUUUUGACUGUAUUUGCAGAGAUAUUGUCUUGAUACCUUGGAGGGAUGUUUACAUUUUUGCAAUAAUAGUUGAAUUAUUGUUUUGUUGAUCUAAAUCAGACCAAUGUGUGAAGUGUGAACUUUAAAUAGUAGUCUAUAGAGCUUAAUGUGUUUACUCGCCUGUUCUUCUGCGAAUCAGCCGUCUUAUUAUUAUUAUUAUUAUUAUUAUUAUUUCUGGUUCAAUGUUUUCAUUUCAAGCUCCAUGGUGCAGUUUUAGCUAUGAAAAUAAUACUGAUUGUCAGACACCGUGUUUGCUUCGACUCACAUUUAACAGUGCCAUAGGUACCUACCCAUUGCCAGUACUUAAAUUCAAUUUUAUUGUAUUAAACUUUUUAAACCCGUGGUAAAGUUUCAUACAGGGAACAGCGAGUGGUUCAUCUAAUUUCUCAGAUUAUUGUUACAUGUGCUUUUAUGGUCAUAUAAAAAAAAAAAAAAAUCCACGUUGAAAUUUGUCAAUUA
Molecule: messenger RNA, 6207 nt
Organism: Scophthalmus maximus (turbot)
Lineage: Eukaryota; Metazoa; Chordata; Actinopteri; Pleuronectiformes; Scophthalmidae
Gene: frs3
Product: fibroblast growth factor receptor substrate 3
Exons: 7
Coding region: 538-2403 (621 amino acids)
Biological process (GO): cell surface receptor protein tyrosine kinase signaling pathway
Cellular component (GO): cytoplasm
Source: RefSeq, a predicted model, not a curated record